AUGACUCCGCAAGCCUUUAUUUCAAGCUAUGCUCCCCGUCUUCGAACUUAUGGAAAUUCCUUACUCACCCCCGUCCUUCCCCCAACCACCGCCCAAAAUGCUCCCUUGUCCCGAACUACGAAGCGUGGCACCAUAGCCAUCAACUACGCUGAGAACGAAUAUGAUGAUGAUGACAUCUUUGAGGAUAGCGAAGGUCCGAGACGGCAUACUGGUUUGCGAAGCAGGAGAGAAGACCCUAAUCAGGCGAACAAGGAGGGAUUCGCAGAGAAGCUAGGGAGAGAAAUACACGCGCCAGUCGAGGUCCAGGGAAUUUGGAGAGAUUGGAUGGGAAAGCUGAGAUCUGUGAAGACAGAUAAACAGCUCCAUGCGCCGACAGCACUACCACUGACCCUCAUACCUAUCCGAAUUGACCUCGACAUACCUCCAUAUACACCUCAUCCUGCCCUUCCGCUUCCACCAGAAUAUCACACUCUCAACAUCAAUCCAGCCCUGCCCGCUUACAGAACGCCCGAGCCGACACCAGCAUAUCGACUGAAAGACAUCUUCCUAUGGAACCUUCAUGAAACGUUGAUCACACCAGAUCAGUUCGCUACCAUCCUCAUCCAUGACCUUGACCUCCCGAAUGGGGCCGGAUUGGCUUUGCAAGUCAGCAAGCAAAUUCGGGAACAGCUGGAAGAAUACGCAGGCGUUGCGCUGCAUCCUCUAUUUCACUCCACAGACACCGGGGCCAGCAAUGGUAACGGACCCAAAGCAAUACAAGCUGCGAGGUCUCGGGACCAAUCAUCCACACCGGCUCCCACAGGCCCAAGCACACUUAGAGCGAACGGCGCCGACGGCAUCAACGGACAUGCCCCUCCAACCAAACAAUCUUCAAAAGACAUCACAGCCACCGCCUCCUCACAUCCCGCCUCUACAUCAAACGACGAAAAUGACCCUGAUGAUACAUACCGCUGCAUUGUAACACUCAAUAUCAAUCUACAGAACAAGCUUUACACCGACAAAUUUGAAUGGUCCUUGCUUCACCCAGUGGGCGUCGCUGAGCGAUUCGCAAAACAGACAUGCGCCGAUAUUGGUCUUUCUGGCGAAUGGGUACCUGCAAUGGCUCACGCAAUCUACGAGGCCGUACUACGCUUGAAGAAAGAGGCUUGCGAAAAUGGUGGCCUAGUGGGCGCGAUGAAUGGCUAUGGUGGGGGUAUUGACAACAUGGCUGCCAGUUCCGCGGAAGCAGGAUGGCGAUACGACAACGAGCACUUAGGAGAUGAGUGGGAGCCGAAGCUCGAACGCCUGUCGAAGGAAGAAAUUGAAAAGCGAGAAGGUGAUCGAGAGAGACAGCUUCGGAGAUUGCGGAGAGAGACGGCGCGAUUCUCGAGUACCACGAAUAUGGCGGGAGGAAUGCCGGCGCAGCCAAGUGGUUAUGGUAAUCAAGGGGAUGGCGACGAGACGCCUGCAAUGGGAAGAGGCGAGCGAAGUAAGAAGAAGAGACGAUUUAGGAGCUUGAGUCCAGUAGGAAGGGCGACUCCAGAUGUGGGCAACGCUGGGUAUGGCGGCGGAGGAGCUGGGAGUCUUAAUGAAUGGGAAAGAACGACGUGGAGAUGUUCGCACUGUUUAGUGCAUGGAUCUGCAGUCUGGGCUGUGAGAGACGGACCAAAUGGACCCAGAUCAUUAUGCAGCAAUUGCGGCCUCGCAUACGAGCGAGACAAAAGCCUACCACCCUGGGCGAAGAAUCUGCAUUAUGCCGAUAUCCCUGUUGGGCGGUGA
Letharia columbiana is the source of this 1758-nucleotide messenger RNA. RefSeq lists its product as uncharacterized. Gene Ontology annotation, molecular function: transcription coregulator activity. The record is from RefSeq and is a predicted model, not a curated record. The coding region runs from base 1 to 1758 and encodes 585 amino acids. Gene Ontology annotation, biological process: regulation of transcription by RNA polymerase II; chromatin remodeling. Lineage: Eukaryota; Fungi; Ascomycota; Lecanoromycetes; Lecanorales; Parmeliaceae. The transcript is spliced from 4 exons. Gene Ontology annotation, cellular component: nuclear chromosome; nucleus; RSC-type complex.